AUGCUUGGCGCUGCUCGAAGCUCCACUGUCAUUGACGAGGACUUUAUGAUUUAUCAUUGUGUCUCUAGAAAAUUUCUACGCUUGUUUAAGGCUGGUGAUUCAUGCGAACGAGAAAUCGACGCCACCGAUCCGCUACGUCCGUCGGCAAACGAACUCAGCGGUGCCAAACUGCUUCUGCGGAAAGCCAUAAAAGAGCAAUCACCUGAUACUCAACCUACAGUGCCUGGACAAGUGGUACGGAAUCACAAGCUGGUGAAAACGACAGUUGACUCGAAGCGAGGAAGAAGCAGUGAACCACGUUUGGGUACUGCUGCAUCGCAGCACACAUUUGUAAUCGAGACGGAACGCCGUAGACCGCUGUUGCUGCCUGUCGGGCUCACGGAGGGUGCACUGGAGUACAGAAAAGCUCAGGAGGCGCUGCGAAAAGCCAGAGAACAAGAGGAGAAGCGUUUGCAGCGUGAACAGGCUGAACGAGAAGCUGCUGAAGCAAGGGAACGAGAGAGAAUAUCAAUUGUGAUGAGUGCACUGGAGUACAGAAAAGCUCAGGAGGCGCUGCGAAAAGCCAGAGAACAAGAGGAGAAGCGUUUGCAGCGUGAACAGGCUGAACGAGAAGCUGCUGAAGCAAGGGAACGAGAGAGACAACGCCUCUAUCGACCGAAUGUCUCCGCACGGAAGCCGCCAAUGUCGAAGAAGGAAACAACUGGUUCUCGGGAAAGUUUGAUCAGUCAUGAUACCAGCAAAGCUAAGAGAUCGCCGAUUCGAAAAAGUACGUUUUACCCUACCCAGCUUGCUCCUUUACUU
This is a messenger RNA of Cooperia oncophora, 801 nucleotides long. Lineage: Eukaryota; Metazoa; Nematoda; Chromadorea; Rhabditida; Trichostrongylidae. The record is from the annotation of a GenBank genome assembly.